This is a messenger RNA of Megalops cyprinoides (Indo-Pacific tarpon), 2773 nucleotides long. RefSeq lists its product as uncharacterized. The record is from RefSeq and is a predicted model, not a curated record. Bases 426 to 1424 code for a protein of 332 amino acids. The transcript has a single exon. Lineage: Eukaryota; Metazoa; Chordata; Actinopteri; Elopiformes; Megalopidae.
UACUUCAUUUGUUGGGUAAGAAAGAGGCGUUUUAUGUACCUCAUGAUCUCAUUUAAUAACGGAUAAAUCACACCAAAGCCCGUAGUGCGGAAUCCUCCUAUUGCUGAAGGUUUUCACCGGAAUAAGCGGUUUUCAGCUCUCAGUGCUCUUCAGCGCAUGAAGAGUUGGCGGAUGCUGGAAAACAUCGUCAGAACCUUGCCAUUAUUCGCAUAUGUAAACCGAGCGCAGAGAUGGAUUUCAAAGACAAGCCGCGGUCCUUUCCGGGGCCAGAUGAAUGAAAUGAAGGGCCAUUUCGUUGCGAAAUAGGAAGUCGGUUUAAGGUGUUUGUGCUUUCACACAAACCCAGUCUUCUCUUGGAUAUUGGAUAAUCAACACCUUUCAAGACGGACGGGGAAGUGCAGCACCGGGGGAAAAACCGGGGCAACAUGAGGGAACGGGACUUCAUGCCCAGCAUGGAGAGAGGCAAACCAGCGACCUAUACUGGGGACAAAAAGGCUAAGAUGGCCGCGAAGACGAACAAAAAGUGGGUGAGACUGGCCACCGUGUUCGCGUAUGUGUUAUCCGUGUCCCUGGCUGCUAUCAUCUUGGCCAUUUACUACAGUCUGAUAUGGAAGCCGACGUCUGCGUCCUCAGCUGGAAGACCCGAGGUUCCGGAGGGGGUCAGUGGCGCAGCCAACCUCUCCACCAACAUAUCCACCAACUUCAGCUCUGUCGGCAAUGCCUCGGAUACAAAUUCCACUCACAGGGACCUUUUUCUGCUGAACGCGACGAGUGCGACGGCGCUACCAACUGAAGCCAAGGCCAAGGCGUUUCACUGGGGAGAGAGCAGUAAGAGCCCCACGGAUCUUCCAAGCGACAUUUCACCCAGUGUGACACAGGUCGGACCUACAGGGCACUACACCGCCACACAAAGCUACACGACCGCGGAAACCACAAACGUGGUUGUCACCAGUCCUGGAGGCGAACACGCGUCCCAGACUGUUGCCAACGCUGAGUAUGCGGGAAAUAAGCCGAGCGCGUCGACGCUGGCAUCCUCGGUGCACCAUCAUGACCAAAGCGAGAUGAGUGAGGCUUCGGAACUAAUCGUCACCAGUGGAAUACAACACGAGGCCCGUGAAGGGUCGGGGGCUGGUGCCUCAACGGACACACACACUACGGAUACAGCUCCGAACAGCGACGCGCUUCCAUCGCACACUCCGGCUGGUGCAUCCAUGAGCCCACAAGGACUGCCUAGCGACACAUCGGUCGACGAGGCCCAAAAAACCUUGCAGAGACAGAACUACGGGGAUCUGACAGAUUCACCACGUCAAUGGGAUACAACAGAAGGAUCUUCUUUGAUAGAUGAUCUGAUUGCACAAGACAGAGAGGACGCAGAGAGAUACACACCACCUUCAGAACACACAUACUCUAUUGAUAACGCAUAAACUAUGUUCAGAACUGUGUGUGUGUGUGAUAGACAGAAACAUAUAAAGAAUAUAUAAGCGCUGCUUUUAAAUGAUGCCAUUUAUAUACUGAUACGCCACUACAUUUUAUGUUAUGCCUUAAACCUUGUUUGUCUUUUUCCUUUGGAUAGACCCCACGGAGGUUAUGAGACUGUACGUCUCCAACAGUUUGGAACCUACCAUCUAAACCUUUGUAAAAUUGUUUGUAUGUAAAACCGAGAAUCGAUCCUUGGACUGCAGUAAAUGUAAAUACUAUGUGAUUUACAUAGGGGCAGCCUCUCGACGGAAACGGAGCCAUGUUUCGGAUGAGCAAUGAAAUGGGACAGGAAUUUUUAUAUUAACGGUUCGUUUGAAUAUACUGUAUUUCAAUAUACGAAUUAAUCAGGACUCGACUGGCAGUGGAAACCGUAUUAUGACAUGCUCAGGUAUGUGCAUAUGACCGUGUAAACGUGAGAUAGGCUACACUUGUAUUUGGUGUUGUAUAUAGGCAAGACCCUGUAUGCCCCGGCCUCGGUUCGAGUUUAGCCAAAUUAGGUACUUUUUAUGAAAGUAAACGAUGUACAUUAGAUAUAUCACAGAACAAAUAAACUUCCUUGUAAAAGUACGACGUUUAGGUUUUGCACGAUAGAGAAAUGCAAAACUCCUUUAUGAAAGACAGUUUUAUGAUUAAACGCUAUUUUAUUUUGAACGACCAGUGGUCAUUUAUUAACGCAUGCAAUGCAAUUUCGGGUUUUAACACAAGUGACAGUAAUGUCAGAUGGAUGGCUAAUUUUUCUUGGGUGUCUUGCACCAUGUAUUGCUUUAUAUGGGGUAAGUUUCCCGUUUUAGUGGAAAAAGAACAGCACUUCAACUUCUGUCAGGUUUUGUACGCGCUCGUUCAGUUCUGCGCGCAAGUUGUGCUGACCUGUCUUCCCUCUGUGACAUCCGACUAUGACGCAAUGCAAAACAAGCGCAUUUAAUUGCACAGUAACGGUGCCAAAAGCUUUUGUCUGCUGUGAUGUUACGAGUCUGGGAUUUUAAACCUUACUAAAAGCACAAAAAUCGUCUCCUCCACCAUAGUAAUCGUAUACUGUAUACAAGCAUAAUCGAUUAAUUAUACUUAAAUACGUGGGAUCAUGUAUAUCAACUGAGUAUGAAUAUCUAUGGCUCUCCUGCUUUGGGUCUGAGCAAGGAUAUGGUGUCACGUACAGUGUUUUACCCUGUUGAUUUAUUUCAAGCUGAUCUUGCCGCUAAAGACAAAAAUGACAACAUGCAUUCCUUUCUGAACCAUUACGUGAAAAAAGUCAUAACCGAUGCAAUCUUUUUAAAAUGUGGACACAUGUUCCGUAUGA